This is a messenger RNA of Epinephelus moara (kelp grouper), 6599 nucleotides long. RefSeq names its product protocadherin 19 (gene pcdh19). Gene Ontology annotation, molecular function: calcium ion binding. The transcript has 6 exons. Gene Ontology annotation, biological process: homophilic cell-cell adhesion. Gene Ontology annotation, cellular component: plasma membrane. Lineage: Eukaryota; Metazoa; Chordata; Actinopteri; Perciformes; Serranidae. Bases 1141 to 4491 code for a protein of 1116 amino acids. The record is from RefSeq and is a predicted model, not a curated record.
GAGCUGCGCGUCCGCCAGUGUGCACCAGUGAAGCGAGAGGAGCGCUUGUUGGAGUCAACUAGACAGCCUACUGGCAACGAGUGGUGAUUUCUUUUUUUCUGCCUCAACCAGGCUGGAUAUAGGCUACUGUGCUUCUACUUUGCUGCAGCCCAGAAUGAAAUGCGUUUUGUACAUACAGUAGGCAUCGUUUCCUCCCCACUGGCUACAUUUUCAACGGAUUUUUUAAAAUGUUGCAUGGACUCAUUACCGGGAUAUGUGCAGCCUUUUUACCAAGUGAGACACGAGGAAAUUAAUUAGUAAGUAAAAAAGCUUCAAGACUUGCGGCCGGGGUGAAAGACUAAAUCUGCUGGAAAUAAAAAAGGUAAUCGGGACUUCAGUGAUGUGAUGAGACAUUCCUGCAAUCGCACCCAUGUUCUUUAGGCAAAGAUAUCCGGACUUAAGCUGUUGAAUAAUUUUGUGACUGCAGCUGCUUUUAGCUUUUUUUCCCCUCUCCAUCAGAUGUGCAGUUUGAAAGCAUAUAGCCGAAGAGGAAAUUCUCUCACUGCUUGUAAUAUCUCACACAGAGCACAGAUGUUUAUCCAAAAUGCGACUUAAAUCUUUGCUGGCAUCAAGGCGGAGAAUCGAACACGGACUUUUUUGAACCCCAUGACUUCAUCUGCACGGAAGAUUUAAACAUUUGUGGACUUGGCUCGCAGGAAUUCACAUUUAUGCAGCAUUUUUUUUGUACCCCCCCUCUUUUCAGCCCACUUGAAAAUGGACAGUUCAUCAUAUGAGUCAUGUGUAAGACCAGUUUUGCCGCUUGAGAAGAGCUGCACGGAUUUACACGGCUAAAUCACUGUUGUGAGAAGAUUCAGCAUGUUUUCACAGAUCUGUCGUCCCCAAUGUUUCGCCCGCUGCAGUAGACCGGAGGAUGUGCUCUGCCCGAGAAGAGUAAAAUAGGCUGAGGCACUUGUUACAAUUAUAGCUUUCGCACCAUGAUAUAAUUUGCAUACACGAGAGCUAUUCGUCACCUAAACACUUUUUUUCUGGACAUUUGAAUGAGAUGAGUCAUUUGGAACAUUUUUCCUGUUUUCUCUGACGUGCGUACUUGUGCGUAAUUAUCAAGCUCUUUAUUAGGGAGAGAAAAACUCAACAGGUACAAUGCAAACCAAGGAGAUGGAAUUAAUACAAUUAAUAGCUGUGUUCCUCAUAUUUUGGGUCGGGGCUGAGGCUGUUAUCAACCUCAAGUAUGGAAUAAACGAGGAGAUGAAGCCCGGGUCAGUGAUUGGAAACGUGACAAAGGACGCGCUAAAGCAAGGAUUUCAGAUUGCGCCGCAGCCCCCGUACUUAAGGGUUAUUUCCAAUUCAGAACCACGAUGGGUGGAACUCAGUCCAGCCGGAAUCCUUACAACCCAAAUGAAAAUAGAUCGGGACGUAGUUUGUCGGCAGAACCCAAAGUGCAUUAUUUCCCUAGAAGUGAUGUCAAACUCUAUGGAGAUCUGUGUCAUCAAAGUUGAAAUUGAGGAUUUGAACGAUAACGCACCCAGAUUCCCAACGAGCCACAUUGACAUUGAAAUCUCCGAGAAUGCCUCCCCUGGUACCAGGUUUCCCCUAGAGGGGGCAAGCGAUCCGGACUCGGGGAUCUUUGGAGUGCAAUCAUAUUCCAUCACCCCAAAUGAGCUUUUCGGACUAGAAAUAAAGACCAGAGGGGAUGGGUCCAAAAUUGCUGAGCUCGUUGUGCAAAAAUCGUUAGACAGGGAGACCCAGUCCCACUAUACAUAUGAAAUCAGCGCAGAAGAUGGAGGAGACCCUCCUAAGAUAGGCGCGGUCCAGUUAAACAUCAAGGUGAUUGAUUCUAAUGACAACAACCCCGUUUUUGACGAGCCGGUGUAUACAGUAAACGUGAUGGAGAACUCCCCCAUCAACACAUUAGUCAUAGACUUGAAUGCAACGGAUCCUGACGAGGGCACUAAUGGAGAGGUUGUGUACUCGUUCAACAGUUACGUCACCGAAAAAACGAGGGAUGCGUUCAAAAUUGACCCCAGAACCGGGAUCAUCACCGUCAACGGUGUUUUGGAUUAUGAAACGGCGCAAAUAUACGAGAUCGACGUGCAGGCCAAAGAUUUAGGUCCCAACUCUAUCCCAGCUCACUGCAAAGUCACAGUGAAUGUGAUGGACACUAACGAUAAUCCACCUGUCAUCAGUUUACUCUCACUGAACACGGAGAUGGUGGAAGUGAGUGAGAACGCGCAGCGUGGAUAUGUCAUUGCGCUAGUGAGGGUGUCAGAUAAGGAUUCUGGGGCAAACGGCAAAGUGCAGUGCAGGCUGCAGGGCAAUGUUCCGUUCAGGCUGCAAGAAUAUGAGAGCUUCUCCACUAUACUUGUUGACGGCAGGCUGGACAGAGAGCAGAAGGACACAUACAACCUGACUAUCCAAGCGGAGGACAGUGGCAUGCCUCCUUUACGCGCCACAAAGUCUUUGGUAGUCAAAGUCACAGAUGAAAAUGACAACCCUCCCCAGUUCCUAAAGCCACACUAUCAAGAGAUGGUGAUGGAAAACAACCUGCCCGGCUCAUGUCUGCUGGCGGUAUCAGCAGAAGACCCGGACCUGGGGAUGAAUGGCACAGUUUCCUACUCCAUAGUCCCCGGUGAGAUUAAGCACAUGGAUGUAAACACAUAUGUCAGCAUAAACCCAUCAGGCCGCAUUUACUCCAUGAGAUCAUUCGACCAUGAAUACACCAGGACUUUUGAUUUCAAAGUUUUGGCCAGAGACAACGGCAACCCCUCUUUAUCGAGCAACGCCACGGUGCGUAUUGUUGUCCUGGAUGUCAACGACAACACACCUGUGAUGACAAACCCUCCGCUGGUUAACGGCACAGCGGAGGUGUCCAUCCCAAGAAACGCAGGGGUCGGUUACAUGGUCACCCAGGUGAAGGCUGACGACUACGACGAGGGGGAGAACGGGCGGCUGACCUACACCAUCUCAGAGGGGGACAGGGCUUUCUUUGAGAUCGACCAGGUGAACGGUGAGGUGCGCUCCACCCGGAUGUUUGGAGAGAACGCCAAGUCCACCUACGAGAUCACAGUGGUGGCGAGGGACCACGGCAAGCCCUCCCUGUCCGCCUCGGCCUACAUCGUGGUGUACCUCUCACCAGACCUGAACGCGCAGGAGCCUAUUGGACCUGUCAACCUGUCCCUCAUCUUCAUCAUCGCUCUGGGCUCUAUCGCAGCCAUCCUGUUUGUCACCAUGAUAUUUGUGGCGGUUAAGUGCAAGAGGGAUAACAAGGAGAUCCGGACGUACAACUGCAGUUUCUUCUACUUGCGCAGGGUGGCGGAGUACUCAUAUGGCAACCAGAAGAAGUCCAGCAAGAAGAAGAAGCUGAGCAAGAACGACAUCCGCCUGGUGCCACGCGACGUCGAGGAGACAGACAAGAUGAAUGUGGUGAGUUGCUCGUCUCUCACCUCCUCGCUCAACUACUUCGACUACCACCAGCAGAGCCUGCCACUGGGCUGCAGGCGCUCCGAGAGCACCUUCCUCAACGUGGAGAACCAGAACUCACGCAAUGCAGCUCCCAACCAUGGCUAUCAGCACCCGUUCACUGGGCAGGGCCACCAGCAGCCAGACCUCAUCAUCAACGGCAUGCCACUGCCAGAGACGGAGAAUUAUUCCAUUGACUCCAGUUACGUGAACAGCAGAGCCCACCUCAUUAAAAGGCCCCCAUGUAGCACAUCGACAUUCAAGGACCUGGAGGGGAACAGUCUGAAGGACAGCGGCCACGAGGAGAGCGACCAGACCGACAGUGAACAUGAUGUCCAGAGAGGACACUAUGUUGACACGGCUGUCAAUGACGUGCUGAACAUGACUGUCCCCCCCAAUGUUUGCCAGCUGCCAGACCAAGGGAUGGAUACAAACUGGAAACAGCUACCUGACUUUAUGGAACCAAGGCAUCGAGACCCCAGCGAAGGCUUUCACUGCCAGGACGAGUGUCGCAUCCUAGGCCACUCUGACCGCUGUUGGAUGCCUCGUGUCCCCAUCCCGGCGCGUGCCAAGUCACCCGAGCACGGCCGUAAUGUCAUCGCUUUGUCUAUCGAGGCCACCACAGUGGACGUGCCCCACUACGAGGAUGGCACCGCCAAGAGGACUUUUGCCACCUUCGGCAAGGAUGGGCCUGAGGACGUGGAACGGGGAGAGUUAAAGGGAAAGCGGACUCAGGAGUCUCAGGUGUGUAGCCCCAAGGCCAAUGGAGGGGCUAUCCGUGAAGCUGGCAACGGGCGCGAGGCAGCCAGCCCCAUCACUUCCCCCGUGCACCUGAAGAGCCCAGUGUCCAAGCCAUCAUCUGCCUACAACACGCUGAAAUGCCGCGACGCAGAGCGAAUCGCCAACCACAGCCUGCUGCGGCAGCCGGAGGGGAAGGACAGUGAGCCAGCUGUCAGGGAGAUCAACACGCUUCUCCACGAUGGCCGAGACAAGGAAUCCCCCAGCAGCAAGCGCCUGAAGGACAUUGUGCUUUAGCGAGCUUCUCAUUGACACACACCGACAUUCAUGCACACAUGCAGUGUAAAACUCAUAUAUAUGUACCCCGCAAUAGCUGUGUGUACACAGAAGAACGUCAGGCUGUGGAAGUAGAGAGACACACCCAUUUGCAGUAUACGAUAUUGAAGAACCGGCUCGUGCUGAGGAUGAUGAACUGUAGUAUGCUGCAGCUAGUUGUGUGCUCGAGCUGAGGUAGUGGAUGUGGCUUUGUUGUAGUCGCAGUACUUUUUCCUUGUUUGCUUUUUGUUCAGUUUUCUUUCUAUCGGUCUGCAACGAGUGGACAGGCAGGUUACUGUUGACUGCAUGGACAUGGCCAGUGGACCUCUCCAGCGCUUGCGCCAAAGCAGGACACUGCGUGUUUGGACACCUGAGGUGCCAAUUCAUUACGUACAGUUAUGCCUUUUGAACUACUUUUGUAUCACAAACUGAUAUUUGCCUUCUUUGGUUUUGCAGUUUGUUCUAGCUGCCAAAAUCGCUCUUUGUUCCUUUGUAUAGUGAGCUCCAUCAAUGUAAUAAACGACAUACACAGGAUUCAUCUUAAAAAAUAUUCUCAAUUUACUCCUUCGACAGUUUUCAGUGCAUUCAGGGGGAAGGGAAGCGAGCCCUCUCGGUCUCAUUUGCCCCUUUCCCUGACUAAUAAGAGAAACUUUCUCUGCGUAUCCCUGAGGACAUCCCAGUGUCAUCAGACUGUGAGGUCUUUACAGUAUUUAUAUUUUAUCAAGGAUGGAGCUUAAUGAACUCUCGCUAUCUGCCCAGCCGCUCUGAACACUGGAAGUGGGACAGACAGAUCCUUGUGUUCAAAUUGAGUUGUAUGAAAAAAAACAAGACUUACUGCUUUUGAAAUCUCCUGUGCCCAACCUUGAUUGUAGCCAGUGGAGCACAAAUUAGAACUUUGUGCUCUGGUCUUGUACUUUUUUUGACUUUUGACUAUGGGGCUAGGAUAGAAGGGAUCGUCACUCAUGUCUUGCUAUGUGAAACUCUCUAUAGGGUUUACUAUUAUCAUUUUUAAUAACCUGUUGUUAUGUGACAAUCCCUUUAAUGUUUUGUUUCAAGAGAAAAAAACAAAUAAACAUUGGUGUUCAACUGAAGCUACAGUAGCGUUUGUUACACAAACACAAAAAUAAAAAAAAACAUAUAUGCCAAAAUAUAUUUUAUAAAUAAUUUAAAAAUGUAUAAUGAGAAUAUUUAAUGCUGUGUAGUUAUUUUAUGAGUAAGUUAUACUUGAAAUUAACUUGCUUUUGUUCAUUUGUCCUUUGCUUUUUAUAUUGAAUCUGAUUUGUUUUUUUAUUUUCAAAAUGAACUUGGAUUAUUUUUUUGUUUACUGUGUGACCCCUGGCAACUGUUGCAGUCUACCUUGUUGUAAAGAGUUUCUUAUUGGUCAGUUCUUGUGCCAUCAAGUUUCUGUGUGGGCUACUAGAAAAUGUAAAAAAGACAAAAAAAAAAGAAACAAAAAAAGCGAUAUCAGCACCAACAUUAGUGUGUCAGUUCAAUGAGCUUAGAGUGAGAUAGCAAAAGAAACCAAAAAAGAUGCAAACAAAACCUUAAAAAUUGCAAGAUGUUGCUUAAUCUUAGUAUCUAAGGAGGAGAAAGAACGGCUCCCAGUGUUCUUCAAGCUGGUAACAGGAUUCCACCUAUAAUGAGUCGCCUUUCCUAUUGGGCCCAAUUGAGUUUAAACAAGACUUUUUCAGCCUCAACUGAGGGCAUUCGGAUGCGCAGACUAGCUUUGCUCAGCACUGCUGUCACCCUGUGCCAUCUGUGUUCAGUUGAUCUCAAAGAUAAGGUUGAGACCAGAGUGGUAUAAACAGGGCUCUCCCCUCCUGCGAGCACCACACAACAGACUGGGUGGAAUCAUGUUUGAACGAACUAAGGUCUUGGAAGAACCGUGUUGCACAUCAGCAAUGUGGUUUUAUGUUGCUUUGCAGUAAACUAUGUACAAUGUGGAAAAAUAUGAAUGAAAAUUGACAAAUUGCAUACAACAAACUAGGUCUUGUAGCUGAAUGUUUUGCUGGUCUCACCCAUGGCUUCUGGCAACAUGAAAAUCGGAAUAAUCACUGAAUGUAUACAGCAGCUUAUAAUUAAACUAUUAA